AUGGUUAAUUCUUUAUCCACCGCUCACCACUUCAUCAGCAUUAAGUUGACCUACAAGAACUACCUAUUUUGGAGAGCCCAGGUUGUUCCUUUUCUUGAUGGUCACGAUCUUCUUGGAUUUGUUAAUGGAACGAAUCCAUGUCCUCCAGCCACCCAAACCGGCGUCAGCGAUGAUACGGCAACUACGCAGCUCAAUCCGUCGCAUCGUGCGUGGGUCCGGCAGGACCAAGACUUAUUGUCCAUGUUGAUGUCAUCCUUCUCCGAUGAGGUCAUGCCUCUGGCCAUCGGCCACCGCACCAGCCUGGCUGUCUGGACUGUUGUGGUUGGUGCACUCGCGUCGUCUUCCCGCUCCCGGGGUCUCAAUCUACUCAGAAAAUUGCAGACACUCGAUCAAGGAGACAUGUCUGCGACUGACUACAUCGGCAAGGCUAGGGUUUUAGUGGAGGAGCUCGCUCUCACCGGCCGCCCUAUGACACUCGAAGAACAAAAUCUUUACGUUCUUCACGGGUUACGCCCAGAGUUCAGGGGUCUCGUAUCGUCUCUCAACAUACGCGGCCAGCCUAUUACUCUCUAA
This is a messenger RNA of Ipomoea nil (Japanese morning glory), 573 nucleotides long. RefSeq lists its product as uncharacterized. The record is from RefSeq and is a predicted model, not a curated record. NCBI's taxonomy places the organism in Eukaryota, Viridiplantae, Streptophyta, Magnoliopsida, Solanales, Convolvulaceae. The coding region runs from base 1 to 573 and encodes 190 amino acids. The transcript has a single exon.